This is a messenger RNA of Cucumis sativus (cucumber), 1500 nucleotides long. Its product is annotated as acyl-CoA--sterol O-acyltransferase 1. The coding region runs from base 294 to 1343 and encodes 349 amino acids. The record is from RefSeq and is a predicted model, not a curated record. Lineage: Eukaryota; Viridiplantae; Streptophyta; Magnoliopsida; Cucurbitales; Cucurbitaceae. The transcript has a single exon. Gene Ontology annotation, biological process: lipid metabolic process.
UACCGUUUAAUUAAUUCUAAUUAUAUGGAAUUGUAUAAUUUGACCAUAUUCUAACUACUAUAUCUGCAAUUGCCUUUCUUUUGCGUUGAAGCCCAAAAAGAAAAGAUUUAGGGUAUUUAGCAAAAUAUUUAGGGUAAAAAAAAAAACACAGCCCUGCAUGCCUUAAAAAGAGGGACAACAAAGAAAGCAAGAACAAAGGAGAAAGAACACAAACACAAACCUCAUCAUACAUUCCACCAUUUUUUUUUAACUCUUCUUUAAUCUCCUUCGUCAUUCUUCCUUCUCUUUUAACAAUGGCCUCCGAGAUCCAUAGCCUCCUUCAAACUCUCUUCUUAGUUUCAUCAUCUCUUUCUCUCUGUUUCUCAAUCAGAAACUCAAUCCCGAAUGGCUUCUUCAAAUUCCUCUUAAUUCUCCCCUUCUUCUUCCUCUUCCUCUACAUUCCUCUCCAAUUCCAUACCAUCCAUUUCCAAGGCCCCAUCGGCUUUUUCAUUGGUUGGCUCGGCAGUUUCAAGCUCCUCCUCUUUGCCUUCGGUAAAGGCCCUCUCUGCUCCGCCGCCACCUCCUCCUCCCUCCCCCGCUUCCUCGCCGUCGGCUCCCUCCCAAUCGAAAUCCCCGACCACAAAUCCCCCCCAAAUCAUUCCCUUAUCCCCCCUUCCGCAAAAUUAAUAUUCCUAAUCCUCACAAUCCUCGCCAUCAAUUUCAAAAAUCACCUCCAUCCAAACGCAAUUCCCCUGUUCUACUGCCUCCUAAUCUACUUCUUCCUCGAAUUCCUCAUCGGCACCACCGCCACCCUAGCCAAAACAGUUCUCGGAGUCGAGUUAUUGCCCUAUUUCAACGAGCCCUAUUUCUCUGAUUCGUUACAGGAUUUUUGGGGACGACGAUGGAAUCUAAUGACCUCUAGAAUCCUUCGCCUCACCAUUUACGAUCCAUGCCGGAAUCUAACCAUCGGCGUCAUCGGGAGGAGACCGGCGUCAAUGGUGGCGGUGAUAGCGACAUUUGUAGUCUCUGGUCUUAUGCACGAAUUGAUAUAUUUCUAUAUGGGAAGAAUGGCGCCGACUUGGGAGGUGACUUGCUUCUUUGUGGUACAUGGAGUUUGUGUGGUGGCGGAGAUGGCGGUGAGGUUAGGCGCCGGUGGGAGGUUCCGGGCGCCGCGAGUUGCAAGAAUAUGUUUAACGAUAAUGUUUGUGAUGGGAACGGGAAGUUGGCUUUUUUUCCCGCAGUGUAUUAGGGCUAAAAUGGACGUUAGAAUGCUUGAAGAGUACGCCGCAAUAGGUGCGUUUUUUAAGACUAUUACGCUCCAUUUCAUCCCACCCUUUAACCCUACUUCUUUUCUAUUCCAUUAAAAAUAUUUCAAAUUAUAAAUUUUAUUUCAAUAAUUCUGAGACUAAAACAUCAAAAUCAUUCCAAUUUUUUUUCCUACUAAUUCACAAUCAUAUGUUAUGGUAUUAUUUUUCUGAUCAAAAUAUUUUUUUUAAAAAAAUUCAAUUCUACUUCAAAUCA